Molecule: messenger RNA, 1164 nt
Organism: Cucurbita pepo subsp. pepo (vegetable marrow)
Lineage: Eukaryota; Viridiplantae; Streptophyta; Magnoliopsida; Cucurbitales; Cucurbitaceae
Source: RefSeq, a predicted model, not a curated record
UUUUCUUUACUUCCGCAAAAAGAAACCUAAAGAGCUUGAAAGCACCGGGAGUUUCCAGUUGCAGAACCGAUUUUCUCCGUCGACGGCCUCUCUUCCGUUUUUUUUGCAGGAACAAAAUGGAAGACGUCCUAACGGAGAUUCCCCCUCCUUCAAGGUUUUUUCAAGAUGAUCUUAAUAGUUUCGCUCUUCCAUCACCUCCUCUUCCAUCCCCAUUUCUUUUGUUAUCGAACUCUAAGGCUAAUGAACCUCUCCGCCCCUCUCUACUUGUCAUUGCCAUUUCUUCCCCUUCUCUGCAUCUUUUCCGUCAUUUAUCUGCUAAAACCCUUAUUGGAAGUCUCAUCCUACCUGAAAUUCCCUUCUCUGGAAACCAUAUUCAGCCCUCGGUUGAUGACAAAUCUUGCAACAUUUACUCAAUUGAUCAAGAUAAUGAACUAAUUAUCCUCGUCUCCGUUCAGUUUUCUGUUCCUGCAGAGAGAUCUAACCUUGUUGCAAAGCUACUACUUGAUAACAAAAUUAUUCCUGAGAGGGUUUUGAUCUUGGAUAGUCUUCAGAGCCAAAAUUUUCGGGGCAAGCUUUCACCUGAUGAAACUUUUGCUUUCAAGCUGGAGACUUCUUCUGAAAGAAAGAGUCGAGAUGAGGGUGAUAGCGGUUCCCUAAUGUUAAAAGGCCUGGAUUACUAUCCAUCAGGAAGUGUUGUAGAUGGCUUGGCUGCUGCUUUGCUUGGACGUUGUCAGAUGAAGAAUAUCAAGGGAGCCCUCUGUGUUUCAUGGCCAGAAUAUGGAAGUGAGGUGAUAUCUCUGCUCAAAUCUUUACUUCACCAAAAUGUGCUAUUGCAACCUACAUUAGAAUUUUGUACUGAAAGUAACAAUGGGGAUGAGUACCUGAACCGAAUUAAGGACCUAGAUUUAUACACCUGAAAGAGUUGGGUUGUCAGGUUAGUAAUAUACAUUUCCUUGUAUGGUGCACACUGUUUCUUCUUUCCUUUUCACUGUGCUCCAGAAAAUGUUGAAAUAGAUGGUAACCCACGAGGUCAUUAGUUGAGGGGAAUGGAAUUUUCAACCAUUGCUUCUUAAAAUCCAUUUUCUAAGGCUAUGGAAGGUGUUUUUGUAAUUCUGUGUUAGCUAGUACCAAUGAUACAUUCAGCUCGUUAUCAUGCUUGAGAUU